Caenorhabditis sp. 36 PRJEB53466 is the source of this 1603-nucleotide messenger RNA. The record is from the annotation of a GenBank genome assembly. NCBI's taxonomy places the organism in Eukaryota, Metazoa, Nematoda, Chromadorea, Rhabditida, Rhabditidae.
AUGAACGGGUACGGUAUAAAGGAGACCGGCGAGUUCUAUCCGGUUCGUUUGCAAUUCGAUGGUCAGUGGGUCAUGAGCGGAAAAAAAUGGAAAAGAAAGGAGUGUAGGUCACAGAUUGUGCGGAAGUGGCCGUUUUUCGAACGUCUACAACGGUCAGAUGAUCGCUCCGAUUCGACGAGAAGUGGCCGUGAAGAAUGUGUGGUCGGACAGUAAGGAGUUUGCCAACGUGGCAACAAUCACAGAUCAAGCGGAGAUUCAAAUUCUCGCGAAACUCUUUCAUCCGGCCAUCUCGAACCUCCUCUUUUUCUACGGAAGAAAAGCUAAUGAUAAAGUUGGUCGUCUAGAGGGAAACUGGUGUAUCUGACACGGAAAACAAUUUAGAUUAUCCACUGUUUGGUGCUCGAUUAUUUGCCGCAAGAGAUGGCGAAACUGCGUGAUCAGGGCUUUAAAUUCGACACUUUGGACGCCAAAAUCUACACAUUUCAACUAUUCUGUGCAAUUGCUCAUUUGGCAGCCAAAAACAUUGUGCACAUGGACGUGAAGCCGCAGAAUGUAAUUAUGAAUCAAAAUGUUAGCAAAUUCAAAUUGUUUGAAGACCACAAAAUUUUUUCAGUCCGGAUUGUUGAAAUUGGCAGAUUUUGGAAAUGCGCGACGAUUGGAGAGUCACGAGAAAACUGGGAGUUCGUAUCAGGUGAACAUUUGACGGGGAAACACGAAAUUCGGACGAUUUUCGUUGCAGGUGACCCGAUUUUAUCGACCACCGGAGCUGCUGUUCGGCUGCGAACGGUUUUCAUCGGCGAUCGGUACUUUUAUAGCGAAUUUUGCAAUAAAAAUCGAACGUUGCAGAUACCUGGUCGGCCACGUGCGUUGCUUUCGAGCUUUCGGAAAUCGGGUGCUUUUUAGAGGAAAAGACACCAAAGAUCAGGUUUGUUUCUAGAAGAAUACACGCAUUUUUGAGAAAUUUAACAGAUUGUGCUGAUAACUGGCGUGUUUGGGUAUCCGACAGACGAGGAUAUCAAGAGUAUUGGAGUGAGAAGACCGAGAGUGACCAGAAAAGAGGCGAGGGGCAUUGAGACGGUAAUUUCGAGUGAUUUUAGAUGAAAGAAAACUAGAAGACAUGUUGUACAACGUCUCCGAUGACAGAAAAUAGUAGGACAGUGUGAAAACUUUUUGAAGUUUUUCGAAAACGAUGAUUUGUCUUCUGUCCAAUAGAAGUACACAGCGAUAUUUCUAGGUCACGGCCCCCCUGCUUACCGUACUUUUUUUUCAGUUCACGAGCAAAAUGCUCGACGCAGACGUGUACGAUCUACUCAAAAGCACUCUAAAACUUGAUCCGAAAAAGCGAAAAUCGGCGGCCGAAGUGCUCAAGAUGUCAGUUUUCGACGCGAUUCGGGCGGUGCCGCGGAAAAGACGUUCGAAUGGAGCAGAAUUGCCGACGCUCGCGAAUUACACGGAAAUGCAUCCGAAACGGGAGUUGAUGAACGAGGAAACGAAAGAAUUCGAAGAGAAGAAAGUGGAGAAGAAGAAAGAACAGGAGAAAAAGAAAGAGAAGCAGUCGUCGUCGUCGAAUUCAGAAGAAGAGGAGGUCAAGCAGAACGAGUGA